AUGGAAGGCUUAGAUUCAGUUUUGUUGUCUGGUAAAACCAAACACCAGCCGGUUCGAUCUGUGAGUCUUCCUUCAAGAAUCUAUCCACUCUCUGCUAAACUCAGAGCAGCCUUGAACCGGCUCAGUAUCUGGCAUCGAUCUUCUUCCUCAAUCUGUGUUUCCACUUCUUUAGGGUUCGCGACGCUUCUCGUUGGACUCGUGAACCUCACUGAGCUCUACGGUUGCAUCCACGAGCUACUUGAGUCCCCUUACGUGAGACACACUCUUCUUCAUCACCAGAAGGGGAAACUUCUAGACGAUUCUUUAAAUGGAUCUGUUGUGCUGCUCGACGUGUGUGAGGCCGCAAGGGAUAUCAUAGUCACAACGAGAGAGCACGUGAUGAAUCUCAAAUCAGCUCUUCGUAGGCAAGGUAGCGUAGAGAAGGAGGUUACAGCAUAUGUUGACUUGAGGAAGAAGGCAAAGAAAGAACUCUCUAAACACAUCAUCGCACUUAAGAAAAUGGAAACCCUAGAUAUUUCCACGAACAUAGAUCAAGAUCCAGCGAUAGCAUCUACAACUACUCUGAGAGAGACAAUCAAAAUCUCUGUCUCGAUUCUCAGACAUCUUUUGCUGUUCCUAUCGACAAUACCACCGUCUCAAGCAAGGAAAAUCAAGAACAACAUUGGGUUCUUCUCGAUUCCUAUUGCAUCGACGUCAUUAUCAGAUACAUAUCUGGAUCUGAUCAAAGAAACGAAAAGUCCUGAUGAUGUCUUUUUGGGUUCGAGAAGGACCUUUGUUGAAGUCGAGACGAUGCAGAACGAGAAGAUGAAGAGGAGAGAUGUUGUUGAAGAGGGUUUUCGUGAUCUGGAGACAGAACUGGACUCUGUUUUCAAGUGCUUAGUUAAAAACAGAGUUUUGUUACUUAAUAUCCUGAGUAGCUGUUGAGACAUCUAUCUUUGUCCUCGAAUUGUUUUGCUUGCA
This is a messenger RNA of Raphanus sativus (radish), 960 nucleotides long. RefSeq lists its product as uncharacterized. The transcript has a single exon. Bases 1 to 924 code for a protein of 307 amino acids. Gene Ontology annotation, biological process: root development; shoot system development. The record is from RefSeq and is a predicted model, not a curated record. Lineage: Eukaryota; Viridiplantae; Streptophyta; Magnoliopsida; Brassicales; Brassicaceae.